This is a messenger RNA of Guillardia theta CCMP2712, 525 nucleotides long. RefSeq lists its product as hypothetical. Lineage: Eukaryota; Cryptophyceae; Pyrenomonadales; Geminigeraceae. Gene Ontology annotation, biological process: sodium ion transport. The coding region runs from base 1 to 525 and encodes 174 amino acids. The record is from RefSeq and is a predicted model, not a curated record. The transcript is spliced from 9 exons.
AUGGUGGGAUGGGGAACGGGAGUUUCGGUCGGGGAGGAGGAGGUAAGGAGGAUAGUGAGGAGAGCGAAGGGGCUGAGGGAACAAGGCGGAGGGCAGGACGAAACUCAGUUCUCGACGGGGCUGACGAGUGCUCUCCUGGAGGCAGCCAAGGCGGAUACUCUCCCAGCAGACUUCAAGUGCUGCUUCCGAGCGACGCUGCUGGACCAAGGGCUGACCGAUGACAGAGCAGAUUUGGUCGCAAGAAUUUAUGAGGAGGAGAAGACGUCUCUCAGGAAGAUACUUGCUCGAACUCAGUUCACCUUCCCUCAGCUGACCGGAGUGACGUGGCGCCUUGACUUUGUGGUCAAGACAAAGCAUGUGGACCAUGCUAUUCGCCCUCUCUUCCAUGUUCGUUUCCACACCGUCAAGCCGGACGGUUCGGAGGAAGAUAUCGACUUCACUUGUACCGAGGAGGAGCUGAGUGACCUUCAUGACACGCUGAAGCAAGCAUGCCAUCAGGUGACGAUGGCGAUGAACUCUCUCUAG